Messenger RNA from Petromyzon marinus (sea lamprey), 1732 nucleotides. Lineage: Eukaryota; Metazoa; Chordata; Hyperoartia; Petromyzontiformes; Petromyzontidae. The record is from RefSeq and is a predicted model, not a curated record.
GCCUUGAGACGCAGUGACCCUGCCCUGAAUCAAUACCGCUCUCGCUGAAACCCGAGCUGAGGCGCGGCUUCCCAGCAUUGGUGGCGCCUCCGAGUUGGAAGUGGCCGCGUGAUUGUUGCCCGACUCAAGUCGGUUGGUGAGAGGGGGCAGUUUGGGGAUGAGUGGAGGGAGGAGGGGUGACGAGUCGCUGGUGACUGCCGGAGGAGUUUCAGCACCGUGGACAGCGACAUCACAGCUCCACCGUGCUCCGCACUGUAUCACGGGUGGGCUGGACCCGCCUGGCGCGGGCCCCGAGCCGAUGGCCGCUCCCUUCCUGCCCCCUCCACCGCCCCCCCAGAACGGCUUGGGGGGCGACUUCACUCAACAGCAGCAGCUGGGGGGGGGCUCUGCGAGCAGCCUCGCCCUCUACACGGCAGCCCCCCUCAAUCACGGCUGCUCCACGGCAGCCGUGACCUCCACUCACCAUGGACUCUCCGUCCCCGGCACGGCAACGCAGCAAACGGAGGAGGAGGCGGCGCUGCCCCCGCCAGACGGUGGCGGCCCCCCCUCCCCCAAGGGGCAGCACAAGAGGCUCCACGUCUCCAACAUCCCCUUCCGCUUCCGCGACCCCGACCUCCGCCAGAUGUUCGGGCAAUUUGGGAAAAUCCUGGAUGUAGAGAUCAUCUUCAACGAGCGGGGGUCGAAGGGAUUCGGCUUCGUGACGUUUGACAGCAGCGGGGACGCGGAGCAGGCGCGGGAGAAGCUGCACGGCAGCGUGGUGGAGGGGAGGAAGAUCGAGGUGAACAACGCCACAGCGCGGGUGAUGACGAACAAGAAGGCCGCGGCGUCGUUAAGCAACGGAUGGAAAGGGAACCCAGUUGUGAGCGCGGUGUACGCGCCAGAGAUCUACGCCGUGGCGGGGAUCCCCUUCCCCGGGGCCGCCGCCGUCCCGGCCGCCGUCCCGGCCACGGCCGCGGCCGCCGCGGCCGCCGCCGCCGCCGCGUUCCGGGGAAACCACGCGAGGGGCAGGGCCCGGGCCGUGUUCAGCGCCCUUCGCGUGCCGCCCCCCUCCAUGCCCGCAUACGGGGGAGUGGUCUACCAGGAUGGGUUCUACGCGACCGACCUCUACGGCGGCUAUGCCACGUACCGCUACGCAGCCCCCGCCACGACCGCCUACAGCGACAGCUACGGCCGCGUGUUCGCGCCGGCAGAGGCGUUCCACCCGGCGCUGGGUCCCGCCGCCACCUACGGGGUCAGCGCGAUGGCGAGCCUAUACCGUGGAGCCUACAGCCGCUUCACGCCCUACUGACCCAGUGGAGGGGGGGGGGCACUCUCCCUCAACAUCACCCCAGCCCCCACCCCAACUCCCCCUUCUCCGGGGAGCAGCCAUAGCAAUACACCGCCCCCCCCCCCAGCACCUCGAUGGGAGGACGUUCCCAUGACGGGGCCAAGUCCGGGAAUAAUCUUUCAACGUUGGGACUGAAAGUGAAGGCCACGAGGAGGGGGGAAGCGGUGCCCCCACCUCUCCCCCCCCCCCCCCACCACCUCUCCCAGCUCCGUCCUUCACGUGAUGAACACGUGACCGGAUUUUAAUAUUUAAUUAAUUGGGGCGACAUCGUCAUCCACCACGGCGGGGGUCACGGGGUCAGCACCGUGGUGGGGCGGGCGGGGGGGUCAAGAGAAGCAGCAGCAAGAGGAGCAGCAGCAGCUGCAGCAACAGCAGCGACACCAACACUGCAGCAGCAGCAACAGC